Neodiprion fabricii is the source of this 1967-nucleotide messenger RNA. RefSeq lists its product as uncharacterized. The record is from RefSeq and is a predicted model, not a curated record. The transcript is spliced from 4 exons. Lineage: Eukaryota; Metazoa; Arthropoda; Insecta; Hymenoptera; Diprionidae. Bases 1254 to 1964 code for a protein of 236 amino acids.
UUGUACCUUUGUAAGAAUUUAGUAAAGUAUAUAUCAGUAUAACCAGUUCUUUUAUGACAGUUAUCGUGAUAAAUCAAAGUUAGCAUCAACGUAGUUUGGAAGUUAACUUAAGUUUAGACAAUUCCAGAAAUCAAAUAUUUAUCGCAUCAUUGUUGACAGCUUUAAAUGUAUUUUGAGUAUAAUCCUGUAAACUAUCCAAGAAGACUGGUAACCACAACGGCAACACAACCAAUGUGGCAACAAACGGUUCUAUUCUUACUUCAGGUAUUAUGUCUAAUCUGGAAUUAACCUUGUAAACAAGUUUAUUGUAAUUGCCAAAUUUUUAUAGGAAAGAAACAUGCAAGAGCAAUUUCAAGGAUUGCAAUCUAGAUCGUUAUGCAUCAAGAAAAACAUAUAGAAACCAGCGAAAUAAUAAAGGAGGUAACAAGUAUGAUUUUACAACGUGUCUUCAUAGGUAAAUUAUGAAAACAUACGAUUACAGUUUUGACGUUCUUAUACACGUACCGGUUUACAGGAACUGUUUGGUAAGUAUCACUAGCCCUUAAACUAGCUUGAAAUUCGAAAAAUCACUCCAAAGCGGAGUGACUGGUUGUACAAUAUGUAAUUUGGACGAUACUAUGCGGAAUAUUAUUUCAAAUUUGACCUCUAUUUACGCGGCUGAAGGUCAUGAAAUUAGGCCAUUCGUCCAUUUUUAAAUUCUUACGACUAGCAGACGACAGGCUGCGCUUGAACGACAAGUGAAUUGGACGAUUUCUAUCGGACAACUUCAGAUGUAUCUUUUGAACUGUGGCAAUGGCGGUAAUACUUGAUUCUCUUAAACUGAUCACCACACGUUGUCAAAUAAAAACUCAGGAUUGAGAGAAAUCGAUGUAAGUGUACCAAAGUGUUAGAUGGAACUUGAUAUUUUACAUAAAUAUGCGUUGAAAAUUUUGACGCUAUUUCUGGUAAUCGCAAUGGUUCUGAUGAUGACAACUUGUCAAGAUGAAAUCGAUUAUAGUAAUGAAGAUAAUCCAUACGAUGAUGACUAUGGUUCAUUUAUUGGUGUCAAGUAUGAGAAUAACGAUGACCGAUUACCCAUCAAGGCAAACACUGUAUCUAAGAAAAGUAAAUUCAUUAAGUUUCGGAUCACACUUUUGUUUUAAGGCUCCAAUUCGCAUGUGGCAUUAUCCACUUCAAUUUACUUUUCUUCUAUUUUCUUAUUGACCAAUAUUUUAGUUACUCGCGAAGCCCUGAAGUGUGAUGAAAAUCAACUGAUGACCUACUUAGCUGAACUACAAGUUACAAACCCAGAAAGUCUACUCCUUAUAGCAUCGUAUAAAGAUCUCGAUCAUCUUUGUAGGUUUGUAGACGAAUUGCUGGUAAUUUGGAUUCAAUUGACAUAUUUCUGCAGACAUGCACACCCUUGCCUCAAGAUCAUCUUUACAUGCAACUCAUUGCAGGGCUCCGCGUUCUUAGCACUAAACUUUGCGUGGAGUGCUCUUAUCAGAAAAGUAAGAUUUCUAAGCUAUAAUAUGUGUGAAUGUUCCUUUUUUCAAGUUUGCUAUGUAUCCCAUGUAAUUCAUUGCAUUUUUAUAUGCAAUAAGCGUACUAUUUUGACAGGCUAUCAGAAAUAUCUUUCAUGUUUUCAUGAGCUACACACUGAAUAUAUAGAUUGCGCAGGCCCAGCUGAUUGGACUGAGAAUAUGGCCCAUAAUGAACUAUGCAAUGAAUACAAGUCAAUAGCAGACUGCUAUUACACGAAGAGUGCGAUGCUCUGUGGAAUAAAGGCAGCGAAAAUAAUGAAAGAGUUAGUUGUCAGAGUGAUAAACGGGAUCAUUGAUACCCACUGUCCGGAAGUCCGAAAAAAUCCAACAAUACCAAAUCCGAUGCCCGAAAGUGUUUUCUCGAAAGGAACUAUUGCGAGGUGUUUCGUUCAUAACCUGAAUCAUAUAUUGACCUGGAUGACGAAGCUAUUAUAUUACUAAUUC